This is a messenger RNA of Leptinotarsa decemlineata (Colorado potato beetle), 1004 nucleotides long. RefSeq lists its product as uncharacterized. The record is from RefSeq and is a predicted model, not a curated record. NCBI's taxonomy places the organism in Eukaryota, Metazoa, Arthropoda, Insecta, Coleoptera, Chrysomelidae. Gene Ontology annotation, molecular function: sequence-specific DNA binding.
UCUGUAUACAUUAAAAUUAUGCUAUUUAAGCAAGAGUUUUCAGGAGAUAAUUAGUUUUGAAGAAUCAAUCGUGAGAGAAACAGUAGUUGUGUGUUUUUGAAUCGACACUAGUGACAAUCUUCGAGUGAAAUUCUACGAGUUAAACUAAUAUCAACAUAAAACUAGAUUUUGUGUGUAUUUAUAAGAAGUGAAAAUCGAAAUGCCUGGUUACUAUCGUGUUUUCCACGGUUGUUCAGCUAGAACCGGUGAAGGAACGAGUAUUUUCAGAUUUCCCCAAGACUGUGAAAAGGCAAAAGUUUGGUUGGAAGCUUGCAGUAGGCAAGAUUUACUACCAAAAAUCGAUUCACUUCACAAAAAAUACAGAAUUUGUGAGCAUCAUUUUGAAAGUAGGUACAUAUCAAAGAGAAUUGUGAAAAAUACAUUACUACCUGAAGCAGUACCGACAAUAUUUCCACCCAUUUUAAAAACCGGAAAAGACCAAUCUCAAGUACCUGACAGAAAAGUGAUCAUUCUGCCAGAUAUCACAAUUGUUCCAGCCUCAAAGUGUUCUUUUGUGAAAAACGCAAAUGAUGAAAUGCCUUCAUUCUCCUUGUCCGUAGAUGGUCCAAGUACUUCUCGAGAAGUUGGUUUGCAGAAUGUUUCAACCUGCAGUGUAAAUGUGGAAUGCGAAGAAAGAAUUUCACCACCUCUACUUUCGCCAUCUACUUUCACUCAAACUGAGUUGAAAUUAAGCAGCAAUACUCCACGAAAACGAAGAUGGCGAAGUAAAUUGAAAAUUUGAGGGAGGAAAUCAAAAAGGGGUCUAAGGCGACAACCGGUUUAUCAGUGAAUACGUUUUUAAAAAGGUGUGAUGCGUUUCUUGAGAAUCCUUUAUUGAAAGUGAUAAAAUCGAAUGUUGUACAAAAGAACAAGAAAUCUAUAUCUCACAGAUAUUCUUCAUAAGUGAAGCAGUUUGCUUAGAUCAACUACUUUUCAAGUUCUAGGAAUUAUAGACAUCUUAGCAA